Trichomonas vaginalis G3 is the source of this 429-nucleotide messenger RNA. RefSeq lists its product as uncharacterized. NCBI's taxonomy places the organism in Eukaryota, Parabasalia, Trichomonadida, Trichomonadidae. The record is from RefSeq and is a predicted model, not a curated record. The transcript has a single exon. The coding region runs from base 1 to 429 and encodes 142 amino acids.
AUGAAUAGACAGAAAGAAUUACGUAAUUUGUAUCGCGAUUUUCGUUCAGCAAUUGAUUCAAUUCAACAAGCAACAGCUACAAAAGAAAUUGAAGUAGAUAAUGAAGAAGAGGAAGAGGAAGAAAAUAUGGGAGAACAAGAAGUGGUUGAAAAUCAGCAAAAUGUUCCUGGAGAAGAAGAAGAUCACUUCGAAAACAAUGAAGUUGAGGAAGAAGAAGAGAGUAAUGAUCAAUUACCUUCAGAUUUAGAUUUAAUUGUUCAGGAAAUUGAUAUGUUACAAAAUGAAACUAACGAAAUAUUAAAUUUACUCAAGAAGUCGCAAAUUGAGAAGCAUCCAAAGGUCAAAUCUAUUAGAUCACAAUUGAUGUAUGUUAUACAGAUUAAUAACGGAUUAAGAGAAAGAGCUCUUCGCUUAGCAGGGAGAAAUUAA